Messenger RNA from Talpa occidentalis (Iberian mole), 2303 nucleotides. It is a transcript of the gene INSL6, whose product is annotated as insulin like 6. Lineage: Eukaryota; Metazoa; Chordata; Mammalia; Eulipotyphla; Talpidae. Gene Ontology annotation, molecular function: hormone activity. Gene Ontology annotation, cellular component: extracellular region. The transcript has 2 exons. The coding region runs from base 50 to 673 and encodes 207 amino acids. The record is from RefSeq and is a predicted model, not a curated record.
GGGGGCAGUUAGUUGGGGCGCGUGUGGGCCUUGACCGGGGAGCUCAGGGAUGCGGGGUCCCCUCUGCUUGAGUCUUCUGUGGGUGGGGCUCCUGGGUCUUUGGUUCUCCCUUGAGCUGAGCACCAGCGACAAAGCCCGGAAGAUGUGUGGCAGGCACCUGCUGAAAGAAAUAGUAAAACUCUGUGGCAAUACUAACUGGAGCCAUUUUGGGGAGGAACCCCCUCACAGACGGCUACUUUCCCACGCCUCUAACGUUGAAGCCUUCAUCCCUGACCAGUUCCAAAGCUCCCAAACCACUUUCCAGGCCUGGGGAAGAGGCACAAAUCCAGUCUUUACAUCUGCCUCUCGGGAAGAAGCAAUAAACAGUGGGGAAAUGCAGUUACUGCAUGAGUACCAGCAUAAAAAGGCCAACUUGCUACCUGAUAAAACAAGAAAACUUCACUCACUACAAGAUAUCAAUCCACAUAUUCCUAAGCUUGGAAAAUUUCGAAAGAAAAAUGCAGACAAAAUCAAAACCUCAAGGGAUUUGUUUUGGGGUGAUCAUCCCCAAAGAAAACGCAGAGGAUACUCAGAAAAAUGUUGCCUUAAAGGAUGUACAAAAGAAGAGCUGAGUAUUGCAUGCCGACCAUACACUGAUUAUAAAAACUUAAAGAAAAAAGAACAUCAGUUGUGACUGUUAUAUACUAACCAUUAUAGAAAUUAUACUAACUUAAUAAAAUUUAAUAUAUUUAUUACUCACUUGUAAAUGUUCUUAUAAGUUGUUGUGAAAAAAAUUUGAAUGUACUUGCAAGCAUUUGACAAUACUUAAUUGUGGCAAUAAGUGUCUUAAUAUUUUCUUUGGUGACCCCUAUUUUCCAAAUAUUAUUAUAUUUGAAGAUGUUACCAAAAAGUGGUAUAAGCAUUUAGACAUCUAAGAAUUACGUGUUCUUUCUUGUCAUUAUGGUUGAACUGUUUUAACUGCAUUUAGAUUAUGGAAUGUUCUGCAUUCCAUUUGUAUGAUAUACAAACCAAUAGUCAUGACUGAUAGAUAGGUUGCCUUCAGAGAAUGCCUAAGAAAUCUGUCCCACCAACUUAAAAAUAACUACCACUCCUAGUAGGGGCUUUCAUAAUGGUAAUAAUAAGUACACUUCAAUUCCUUGUGUUUUGUAAUAGUAAUUAUUCAGAAAUCUUUUCACAGUUCAUAUUGAGGACUUUAAGAGAAUUCAGUGAACGUUUUUAGGUUGCAAAACUCUCCAAGAUACUGUCUUUAUUUUGAAGGUACUAAUAUGUGACAUUCUAUUCUCUCUUACUCAGAAUAGAGUGUGAGCAAGCUAGCAAUGUUAGCAUCACCUGGGAAGUAAUUCUAAGGUACUUACUGAGACUGACUGAGAAACUCUGGGUAUGGUGCUCAGCAGUCUAUUUUUACAGGUUUUCUAGGUCAUUCUGAAGAGUGUUAAAGGUCAGAAACUCCUAAUAAUUGCCACUUUAUGAAUUUUUUUAAAUCCUGCUGUGUAAAUGCUUGCAUUACUCAACUCAAUUUAUAAUAAGUUUUGGGGUUUUCCACUUUAUGUUCACAUGUGAAAUAUUUUUAAUACUCCAAAAUUAGAGCAAAACUUAAUCCAAAGAACCAAAGAUUUCUUAUUUCCCACCAUUAAUUAGUAUGUAUCAUAUAAAUUCUUUCUCUAGUUUCUUUCCCAAAUAUGUGGGUAAUGUUCUUUUCAAUCACAAUUUUUAUUCAUAUUUGACCUUUUUUCUUAGGACAAGGUCAUAUUUCACAUAUAUCUACAUUACAUACUUAUAAUACAUAAAUGUUUGAAAUUUAUUUUUUACCAGUUCCAAGGAACAGUCUACUUUCAGUUAGUUUUCUAAAUAUAGUGAGCCAUACAUUUAUAUACAGGUUAUAUCAUGGUUGAAUGAUUGAGUAAAUCUAGGCACCAGAUGAAAAUGAACCACUGAGAAUCGCCUAUGAUUAGGUUAAAAUACAAUGCAUUUGAGACAGUUUGAAUAAUUAUAGGUAUGGCCUUAUUUUUAAGAAUAAAAGUACCGUUUAUUGGCUUGCUAUCAAAGUCCAAAUUAGAUAAUCAUGAGAUUAACCAAGUGUUAUUAGCAAAGUUUUGUAUUUCUCUACAUAUUUUAAUAAUUUGUAUAUAGAAUGUAUUGAUUUUGCUUUUUGGCUUAGUGCCUACCUUUUAAUAUUUAUACUUGUGCUAACAAUGUAUAUUUGGAUAGAAAUCCCACUUUUUUAAUGGUCUCCUUAGAAAGUCCUGAAGCAAGAAAAAUGAAAUACCUUUACAGUAAGCAACUUGAUGAGGCUUCUUCAUGCU